Messenger RNA from Gadus morhua (Atlantic cod), 1698 nucleotides. RefSeq names its product neuronal growth regulator 1 (gene negr1). The transcript has 6 exons. The record is from RefSeq and is a predicted model, not a curated record. Lineage: Eukaryota; Metazoa; Chordata; Actinopteri; Gadiformes; Gadidae. Bases 391 to 1611 code for a protein of 406 amino acids.
AUCAUUACCUACAGCCGCUAAAACGGCUUCAUCAGAAGCCACUGGGAACGGGUUGCCCGGGAAACGGCCGCAUGGCAACAGGAUCAGCGCCUGGGGGUUGUCUGCUUCUAGGUCUGCUCCCAUUUUACACAGCGUCUCCUCCUCACUAGAUGGUGUGCGCGCCACUGGAGAGCAGCCUGCACUUCCCCUCGCUCCGUGGGCUGACGUAGGAACCAAACAAACCCGGGGAACUAUAGCAGCACCGCCGCCGCCACCACCACCACCAACCCAUCGUUUUUCUUACGGAGUAAAAACAAGAUAAAAAAAACAACAGAUUUGACGACCAGGGUUUUGCGUGCAGGUUUUUAUUGAGAACAACACUUGGGGAGACUUGGGUGCAGCAGUUCUGUGAUGGACAUCAUGUUGGCGGUGCAGGAUGCGUGCGUCUCCGGUCAGUGGCUCACCGCGAUCCUGCUCAGUGUGUGCUGCUUUCUCCCUUCCUGCUUGCCCGCUGGACAAACAGUGGACUAUUCCUCGGUGGAAAGUGUGGUGAGCAGACAAGGCGACACGGCGAUAUUGAGAUGCUACCUGUUGGACGGCAUCUCCAAAGGUGCCUGGCUCAACCGCUCCAGCAUCAUCUUCGCGGGGAGCGACAAGUGGUCGGUGGACCCGCGCGUCUCCAUCGUGUCGAGCGUGGCGGACAAACACGAGUACAGCCUGCAGAUACAGAAGGUGGACGUGACGGACGAUGGCCAGUACACCUGCUCCAUCCAGAGCGAGCGCAACCUGCGGCCAAAGCAUCUCAACCUCGUCGUCAAAGUUCCUCCCAAGAUAUACGACAUCUCGGCUGAUAUAACCGUGAACGAGGGCAGCAACGUGUCGCUCAUCUGCACCGCCAGUGGGAAACCCGAGCCCUCCAUUUCCUGGAGACACAUAACCCCAUCAGCUAAGAAGUACGACAGCAGUGAAUAUCUCAACAUCACCGGCAUCACCAGGGACCAGUCUGGGGACUACGAGUGCAGUGCGCUGAACGACAUCGCCUUCCCGGACACCAAGACCGUCAGAGUCACAGUUAACUUCGCCCCGUCCAUCCACGAGAUGAAGAGCCACGGGGUGGGCCUGGGCCGGACCGCCCUGCUGAGGUGUGAGGCCGCUGCCGUGCCCGUGCCCAUCUUCGAGUGGUACAAGGGGGAGAAACGGAUUAUCAAGGGCCAAGGCAUCGACAUCAAGAACCUGAGCUCAAGGUCCGUGCUGACCGUGAACAACAUGACAGAGGAUCGCUACGGCAACUACACCUGCGUCGCCACCAACAAGAUCGGCUCGGCCAACGCCAGCGUGCCACUUAUCCGUAAGUACCUCCCACCUGUGUUAACGUGUGGCUUACCAGAAUGGCGGAUUGAUUCAGCGGGAUUAAUAGGGGUUGGGGGUGGGGGGGGGGGGGGGGGCCGUGUCUGUGUUGUGGACGUGAGCAGGGGGGCUUGUGCUUUCGUACCCUUCAUCCCUUGCUCUCUCUCUUGUCUGAGAAGUCUUGAUUGUCUCAUUGUUUUUAUCCGCAUGGCUGUAAUGUCACACAGCAAGGGCCGGUCAACGACAAACCUUCUACACACACUAACGUCACUAACGCAUUGCUAGAAACAGUCAUGUUGCAGUGUUGACAACCGAAGACUGGUUGGUCAUUAAUAUUGCAGGUAAUACAAAUUUUUUUUUUGGUUUGUUUUU